Messenger RNA from Caenorhabditis remanei, 3360 nucleotides. RefSeq lists its product as uncharacterized. The record is from RefSeq and is a predicted model, not a curated record. The transcript has 12 exons. Gene Ontology annotation, molecular function: protein kinase activity; ATP binding. Gene Ontology annotation, biological process: regulation of mRNA processing; spliceosomal complex assembly; protein phosphorylation. The coding region runs from base 1 to 3360 and encodes 1119 amino acids. NCBI's taxonomy places the organism in Eukaryota, Metazoa, Nematoda, Chromadorea, Rhabditida, Rhabditidae.
AUGCUUAGCAUUUUGCACUCAUUACAUUGGCUUUCUUAUCGGUUGAAACCCACAGCAACAAAUCCGGGAGCAUUAACGCCUACUCAAGCGGGUGAGAAAAACGAAAACUUGAAAAAUGGAGUCGUGACGAAUGGAUCGAAUCAUUUGGAGGGGCUGGCCGGUCGAGCACCACAUUUGCUCCACCCAGCUAUCGAUUAUCCGGGUAUAACGAGUUAUGUCGAAGCAAACAGCUCUUUCAACUUGACCGACAUCUUUCCUACUGUUUUAUUCAUGUUCGUCGUUCUAUUUUGUCGUUGGUUCAAUGGAUUCGGACCACGUCAAGAUCGGUUUCAAAGACUAGAGGAUGAAGCUGCUUGGAGACGCCGACGGUUUCGUGUGCAAUCAGAAGAAUCGGAAGAGCUGAAAGAUCAUGAAACUUACUCUGAAACGGAUAUUUGCACUCAGCUUAUGGCAUCAUCAGCAGACGUCGCAUGCAAUAUCAACGUAGAUCUUGUCGACCAGAAUCGGUUUUAUUUCUUUGUAAAGCAAAGAAGUGAGAACGAUAAAAUUGAAACUGCGGUAUCCUCUUUUGAAGAAACAAGUACGAGUACACAAAAUGAAGAGACCGAAGUUAAUUUGGUGUUCGCUAGUGCGGAAGACAACGGAGACGUUUUGUCGACUUUCAAAAUAUCGGACACUCCUCUAAUGGUCACUUCUGAAGUUUGUGAAGGCAAGAAACCUCUCGAAUCCCAAGACCAGUCCUCACGGUCGAUAAGUGUAGUUGUGAAUGGGAGUGACGACGAGGAAUCAUUGCGUUCUCAAGACGGCUCGAGGUGUUCGGAUGAAGCAAUGAACUCGUGUGUUUCGGCUUCGGCUUCGGACGAAGAAGACGUGGAAUCACAAGAUGACUCGUUCCAUGUCAAUGAUGCCACUGAAGAUUCUGUCGAUUCGGUGAGUUCUAUCGAAUCACAAGAAGAAGCCCCAAUCGAAGAUCUGGCAUCUUGUCAUUCAGAAGGUGAUGAGAAUGAAAAAGAAGUAACCGUUGAUGAAGAUGCGUCCAAAUACGAUAACCUUCCGGUGGAAAUGCGGUCAGCAAAAGAGGGAGAAGAGAGCGAAGGAACGAUUGAUUCGUCAGUCUCCUCGUCGACAUCGUCUACUUCUACUGGCGACGUCGAGGACGGCAGUGCUACUUCUUACGACUCAGACGAUAUCGAAAUUCAAAUGUUCGAGAAUGAAGUGAAUGCUAAUGAAGAACGUAUGGAUGAUCUUAGUGUGAGUCCUGGUCGAAGUGAUUCCCCAGGUGGAGGUGGCGGUCAUUCAGAUUCUUUCCAAGAUCCAUUGGAUCCCGGAGAGCAACUUGGUUCAGAUGACGAAGAGCAAGAAGAUCCGCGUGAUUACAAACGAGGUGGUUACCAUCCAGUCAACAUUGGAGAUGUAUUUAACGCAAGAUAUCAUGUGAUUCGCAAGCUUGGAUGGGGUCAUUUUUCCACAGUUUGGUUAGCUUGGGAUACUCAGGAAAAACGAUUCACCGCUAUGAAAAUUGUGAAAUCAGCUGAGCAUUACACGGAAGCCGCUCUCGACGAAAUCAAGCUGCUUCUUUGUGUUCGAGGUGCUGAUCCUACUGAUACUGGAUGCCAUAAAGUUGUUCAACUUCUCGACGAAUUCACUGUUACUGGAAUCAAUGGACAACACGUUGCAAUGGUUUUCGAAGUUCUUGGAUGCAAUCUUUUGAAGCUGAUUAUACGGUCGAAUUACCGCGGACUUCAUCUCGAACAAGUUAGGAAAAUUUGCAAGCAAAUUCUGGAAGCAUUGAGAUACAUGCAUGAGCAGUGUAAAAUAAUUCACACUGAUAUCAAACCAGAAAACGUGUUAAUUACUAUGAGUCGGGAAGAGAUAAAGAUUAUGGCUCAGCACGCCGUGGUGGCCCGGAAGAUGAACAUGAAAAUGAGUGGAUCAGCUGUCAGUACUGCGCCGGAUCAUAUGGUAAAGAUGGCGCAAGAAAACAUGACGAAAAACAAAAAGAAGAAGCUUAAAAAGAAGGCUAAAAAGCAACGUGAAAAGCUGGAAGCUGAAUUGGCUGGACUUGAGGGUCUUAAAAUGGAUGCUAACGGUUUACAAGAGGCUUACAACAAUGCACCGCAAAAUGGUGUACGAAUGCGUCCUCCGUCGCUACUCUUCAAUGGUCCGAUUCCUCAACUUUUGCAAGACAGUUCUUGUGUGAACACGCCGUCAUCUCCCAGAUCGGUUCCUCCACCGCCAGCUCUUUAUCCACAGGUUGGAGGCGUCUGCAACCAGACGUAUCAUCUAACUCAGGUGAUCAUGAAUGAAAAUGUUGCUGAGCUGGAUAGCUUCAAUACAUCUCAAGUUGAGGAUGUCAAUAUGGAGGACACUGUGAAUGGAAAUGGCAUUAAGGUCGAGAUAAAAAGUCCUGAUCGUUUCGAUAGAAGAACGUUGACUCCAUUCAGUGACCCAGAAUGCAAGUUUGGAGAUGUAUCAUCCCCAUCAGCUGAAUUCCUCAGUUCGCCUAUGGCCAUGCUUCCACCUGGAGGAGUCCUACCAGCACCUCCAGUUGGACCAAACAUUUCUGAUCCUUAUUGUGAUAUUGAUGUGAAGAUAGCAGAUCUCGGAAACGCUUGUUGGGUGAAUCAUCAUUACACGGACGACAUUCAAACUCGUCAGUAUCGAGCACUGGAAGUGUUGAUUGGAUCUGGUUACGGACCACCAGCUGAUAUCUGGAGUACAGCUUGCAUGGCCUUCGAGUUGGCUACCGGCGAUUACUUAUUUGAACCACAUCAAGGCGACAAUUACUCACGUGACGAGGAUCAUCUCGCUCACAUCUCAGAAUUACUGGGACAAAUUUCUCCAUCAAUCUACAAAAAGGGUAAACAUUGGAGGGAGUUCUUUCACAAAAAUGGAAAUCUACUUCACAUUCACCAGCUGAAACCAUGGUCAUUAUACGAGGUUCUGAGACAAAAAUACGAGUGGUCUCAUGAAGACGCGCAACAAUUCGAGAGUUUCCUACGACCAAUGCUUGAAUUCGACCAGGAGAAAAGAGCAACAGCACGUGAUGCUCUCAAACAUCCAUUCCUGUUACCAUUUGGUGGAAAAGCACCUAAACCAGAUUGUCCUCCAGAGGUUCUGGAACGACUGUAUCCGGAUGGAUCGAUUCCCGAGCCGUUCGACGGAAAUAAUCAUCAGGAAGUUUAUCGUGACGAAAAUGAUAGUAAUUCAGCGAGCGAGAGGAGUGCGAUUAGCAGGUCUGCUGAGAGCGAUGACGAGGAAGAGUUCAACAUGGACCGGCCUGGACCUUCGGGGGUGAUGUCAAACAAUGAGCCGGGCGACGUUUCUGACGUAGAACGCUUUCAGCUGAACCUUCAAUAG